Knipowitschia caucasica is the source of this 1548-nucleotide messenger RNA. Lineage: Eukaryota; Metazoa; Chordata; Actinopteri; Gobiiformes; Gobiidae. The record is from the annotation of a GenBank genome assembly.
AUGGCGCAGGAUCCGGGUCCAGGGGAGGUUCGGUUCGGGUAUCGCUUCCACCACCUGUUUGCGCUGUUAUGUUUUGUUGCGUUGGUUUUCAAGUUAACCAUUCAGGUCAUCAAGAGGAGAAAGACCUUUGCAAAAAUGGAACCUUUUGCUGGACCACCACCAUCACACUGGCUUUUUGGACACGUACUUGAGUUAAAACAAGAUGGUACGAGCCUACAAACUAUGCUAGAUUGGGGGCUAGACUACCCCUAUGCAUUCCCAGUGUGGUUCGGUCCAUUUGUGUGCGUCCUCAACAUCCACCAUCCUGAUUAUGUGAAAACUAUCCUGGCAUCAACAGAGCCUAAAGAUGAUUUGGCGUAUCAUUUUAUUAAAAAGUGGAUUGGAGAGGGUUUAUUGGUGACACAUGGGCAGAAGUGGUUUCGCCACAGACGGCUGCUAACUCCAGGUUUCCAUUAUGAUGUGUUGAAACCUUAUGUAAAAUUGAUGUCCGACUCAGCAAACACUAUGUUGGACAAAUGGGAAACUUAUGCCAAAAGUGGAGAGACUUUUGAGUUAUUCGAACAUGUCAGCCUCAUGACUCUGGACAGUAUUUUAAAAUGUGCCUUCAGCCACAACAGCAACUGCCAGACUGAGGGAGGAACACAAGCAUAUAUCCAAUCUGUUUAUGAGCUGAGUUACUUGGUCAACCUGCGCUUCAGGACCUUUCCUUAUCACAAUGACCUUAUUUUCUACCUCAGCCCACAUGGAUACAGAUUCAGAAAGGCCUGCAAAGUGGCCCACGGUCACACAGCUGAAGUUAUAAAAAGGAGAAAAGAAGAGCUCAAAGAGGAAAAAGAGCUGGAUCGCAUACAAGCCAAGAGGAACUUAGACUUCUUGGACAUCCUUCUUUGUGCAAGAGAUGAGGACAAUCGGGGUCUGUCGGAUGAAUCGAUCCGCGCUGAAGUGGACACGUUCAUGUUUGAGGGCCAUGACACCACAGCAAGCGGCAUCUCCUUCAUCCUCUACUGCCUGGCCUGUCACCCGCGGCAACAGCAGCAGUGCAGGGAGGAGAUCCAGCAAGCUCUGGGAGGCAAGAGCACUAUGGAGUGGGAGGCCUUGAGUAAAAUUCCAUAUACAACAAUGUGCAUUAAAGAGUCCCUUCGUCUGUAUCCGCCGGUGCCAGGAAUGGCUCGCAUCACGACCAAACCCAUGACCUUUUUUGAUGGAAGGACCAUACCAGCAGGAUGCAUUAUAGGAACAAGCGUGUAUGGAAUUCACAGGAAUCCAUCGGUCUGGGAAAAUCCUGAUGUUUUUGAUCCACUACGUUUCCUCCCAGAAAACUCCUCUUCUCGGUCGCCUCACGCCUUUGUGCCCUUCUCUGCAGGCCCGAGGAAUUGCAUUGGUCAAAGUUUUGCCAUGAAUGAGAUGAAGGCGGUGGUGGCGCUCACGCUGCAGAGAUAUGAACUGAUGCAGGACCCGCAGUGGGAGCCCAAACUCUGCCCUCGACUCGUGAUGCGCUCCCUCAACGGAAUCCACAUAAAAAUCAAACCAGUGGAGUCCAAUACAUGA